This is a messenger RNA of Sarcophilus harrisii (Tasmanian devil), 3588 nucleotides long. RefSeq names its product N-myristoyltransferase 2 (gene NMT2). NCBI's taxonomy places the organism in Eukaryota, Metazoa, Chordata, Mammalia, Dasyuromorphia, Dasyuridae. Gene Ontology annotation, biological process: N-terminal peptidyl-glycine N-myristoylation. Gene Ontology annotation, cellular component: cytoplasm. Bases 633 to 1868 code for a protein of 411 amino acids. The transcript has 13 exons. Gene Ontology annotation, molecular function: glycylpeptide N-tetradecanoyltransferase activity. The record is from RefSeq and is a predicted model, not a curated record.
GGGGUCUCACUGUUGGCCAGCCCUUGGGUGGGGCUUCACUACUGGUCAGCAAUGGGGUGAAGGCUUCACUGGUAGCUUUUGCUUGGGGUGGAGCCUUGCUGAGCUUUACACACUGCUCUCUUGCCUUGCUUUCUUGCCUCUGAUUUGCUAGUUUGCAGGAGGUCAGGGCCUUGCUGGUAGAUUGCCCCAGGCUUGGAGCCAUGGUGCGGGGCCCCUGCUGUGAGGCUGGCUUCUGCUGCUGCUGCUCCUGGAACUUGUAUCCUUCCUACCCUAACAGCUCUUUCCUGCCCUUCUGAAUAGCAGCUUCCCUGCUCCUAGAUCAAUUGUGAGACAUAAGGAAGCCACUGAAGUUGUCUGUAUAGUGCAGGUGGAUGGUUCAGUUUGUGCUUAAGGAAAGUAACUUGGCACUGGGGCCUAGGCUGAGCCUGGAGUGAGGGGAUCCUCGAGGCACAAAGAACAAUUUGGAGGCUGUUGUCAUAAUAAGUCCUGGAGGGGAUUUGGGAGCCAAAAAGAAAAAGAAGAAACAGAAGAGAAAAAAGGAGAAACCGAAUUCUGGAGGCACAAAAUCCGAUUCAGCAUCUGAUUCCCAGGAGAUUAAAAUUCAGCAGCCAUCCAAAAAUCCAGCUAUUCCCAUGCAAAAGCUGCAGGAUAUUCAAAGGGCUAUGGAACUUCUUUCUGCAUGUCAGGGACCGGCCAAGAACAUUGAUGAAGCUAACAAACGGAAAUAUCAGUUUUGGGAUACACAACCUGUACCCAAGCUCCAUGAAGUAAUUACAUCUCAUGGUGCAAUUGAACCAGAUAAGGACAACAUUCGUCAGGAACCAUAUUCUUUACCCCAGGGUUUCACAUGGGACACCUUAGACUUGAGUAAUACUGAAGUACUCAAGGAGCUGUAUACAUUGUUAAAUGAAAAUUAUGUAGAAGAUGAUGACAACAUGUUCAGGUUUGAUUAUUCCCCAGAGUUCCUCUUAUGGGCUCUUCGUCCUCCAGGUUGGCUGCCUCAGUGGCACUGUGGAGUUAGGGUUUCUUCAAACAAAAAACUAGUGGGUUUCAUAAGUGCCAUCCCAGCUAGCAUUCGGAUUUAUGACAGUGUGAAGAAGAUGGUAGAAAUAAAUUUUCUCUGUGUUCAUAAGAAGUUGAGAUCCAAACGGGUAGCACCAGUGCUAAUUAGAGAAAUAACUAGAAGAGUCAACUUGGAGGGGAUUUUUCAAGCUGUUUACACAGCAGGAGUAGUACUUCCUAAGCCAGUGGCUACUUGCAGAUACUGGCAUCGAUCACUAAAUCCCAGAAAAUUGGUAGAAGUGAAAUUUUCUCACUUGAGUAGGAAUAUGACUUUACAGAGAACAAUGAAGCUAUACAGACUUCCUGAUGUCACAAAGACUUCGGGUUUGAGACCGAUGGAGCCGAAAGAUAUCAAAGCUGUGAAAGAAUUAAUUAACAACUAUCUGAAGCAGUUUCAUCUUGCCCCGGUGAUGAAUGAAGAGGAAGUGGCCCAUUGGUUUCUGCCUCAGGAUCAUAUUAUCGACACAUUUGUAGUAGAGUGUUCAAAUGGUACUUUAACUGACUUCCUGAGCUUCUACACACUACCUUCCACUGUUAUGCAUCACCCAGUUCAUAAAAGUCUAAAAGCUGCUUAUUCCUUCUACAACAUUCACACUGAGACUCCACUACUGGAUUUAAUGAAUGAUGCACUCAUUAUAGCUAAAUUGAAAGGAUUUGAUGUGUUCAAUGCACUAGAUUUGAUGGAAAAUAAAACAUUCCUAGAAAAACUCAAGUUUGGUAUAGGAGAUGGUAAUUUGCAAUAUUAUUUGUAUAACUGGCGGUGUCCAGGAACAGAAUCUGAAAAGGUUGGUCUUGUUUUACAGUAGGACAUUUUCAUUUCUAGAACUCUGCAGUCAUCAUUUGAGUUGAAGUUCUAUUUAACAAAUCCCGGAACCACUGUUCCAAAGAAUAAAAGCACAACUUAAGUGAAAUCGAAGUGAUCUAUAAAACUGAAAAUAUGAAGAAAAUCCAUACCUGACCAGUUUUACUUAUUUUUGGCUAUUUUAAAACAAAAAUUCAUCCAACUUUUACAGUCCAUUGCUGGGAGGGAGUAGGGGAAGAAAGGUACAAAGAGCACAUUACUCUUAUUUUCAGAGCUUUGGUUGCCAACCUCUUGACAAAAAGAAGGUAUUUUUCCACUGUAGAAAAUGAACUGUUUUUAUACAUACUGAACUGCAGUGAUGGAUUAAUAUAAGAAAAUCUUUGCUAAUACAGAUAAACUGCUGCAUUUCUAUUUAUUAAGUGGUAAUGUUUGUCAGUGUUACAGAAUGAAGGAUUCAUUCUGAAUAUUUUUGCUUAUUCAUUUCACAUGGAUAUUAUUUGGGCAGAUUUAUGGAGGCCAAUACUUUUGUAGCUCAAGUGAGAAGUCUUGGUAAUUGUUUAAGUGUGGAGCAGUAUAAAAAUGUACUGGUUUGACUGGUGCAUUUAUUUAUCCCAAUAAGCAAUGCUGCCAAGUCAAUAAAAACACAAGAUUUGUACUUUACUCUUCAAAAUACCAGUGGAUUGAAUCAGUAGCACUGAAUGGUUUCAUGCAAUCAUUACACAUGUUGUCUGAAAGAUUAUAUACUCAUUAUUCUGUUACAGCUGCUGUUCAAUUUUAGAUUUUUCCUCAAGGCAAUGUGAGGGAAGGAUCCCAAAAUAAAAUACCCAGUGGAAUUUAUUAAUGCUAUCAGGAUGUUGAUAGUUUGAAUGUUUUCAUUGCUUAUGCAGAAUUGCACAAGUUCCUUUUUACCACUUUAUCAUGACAUCUGUCAUUCUAAUGAAAAUAUCUUAUUUGUAAAUAUUCAUAAUUUUGUUACCGAUGGUGUUUUUAUCCAGAGUUUGAAGCAAGGUUUCACUGUAUAAUAUAUAUGUGUAUAUAAUAUAUAUAUAUUGACAAUAUUCAGAACAGAAUGGGAGCUGCUAAAUGAGGCCUUGUAUUUGGUCUUGACUUAAAUGCCACAAAAAUAAUUUUUUCACCUUUUUUUUUACAAUUAAGUGUAGUUUCUAAACUUCAUUUCACAAUUAUUUAAAAUUAUGUGAUGGCAUUUCUCUUGAUAAAAGAAAUUAAAAUGACCUUCUCGCUUGGUGAAGUAUGAAAACAAGCUGAGGGGAAAAGCCUGGCCCAGAACAUGUGAUUUCUAAACCUACCACUAGAGGGGCUUAUUAGACUAUUGGGUCUGUACAGAGUUGUCAACCACCACAGUUAGCUACACUGCUGCUUGUCACCAGAACUGGACCAAAAUUAAAAUGUAAAUCAGAAACACUAACCAAUAAAAAUGCAAUACAUAAAUAGGUAAUGUUGAUAUGAGGUUUUCUAAGUCAAUAAGAAGCAACAAGGAUCCUUAUGUACAGUUUAGUAGCCAACAAGGUAUUCCAAAAUUUUUAAUGCCAUUUCAAACUCUUAAAAUUUAUUAUACAGGGUGUCCUAAAAAUCUUAGUGCAGUUUAAAACUUAAUUCUGUUCUAAGAGAUCUUGGGGAGAGUCUAUAUUAUUGGAAUUCCCUUUCUCUCAAACACUACUCCCAAGGGAUCUCUUUUAAUAUAGUUAACAGCAUAUCCUUUUUCA